AAUUUGUAUGGAAAUUUCAAACAAUUGUACCUGUUGAAGAAGAAGAAUAGACAUCUUAAAGUUAGUUUGUCAAUUGGUGGCUGGACUUGGUCCACUAAUUUUUCGGCUGUUGCUUCUUCUCAUAAUUCUAGAGAAAAAUUUGUUGAUUCUGCAAUCAAAUUAAUGAAUGAUUUGGGUUUAGAUGGAUUAGAUAAUGCCAAUAACUAUGUAAUAUUACUUAAGGAUCUCAGAGAAGCAUUAGACCAAUAUGCUGAAUCAAAACAUGAAAUUCAUCAUUAUCUCUUGACAACUGCUGUACCAU
Messenger RNA from Entrophospora candida, 301 nucleotides. The record is from the annotation of a GenBank genome assembly. Lineage: Eukaryota; Fungi; Glomeromycota; Glomeromycetes; Entrophosporales; Entrophosporaceae.